GUGUUUCUUAUAAUCACCUCGUCAUCCGACACAAACCAUACUACAGUCAAACUAGACUAACUAGCGCCGCCAUACAUUCAGUGCUUUAUUUAAUCUGGUUUAAUUACUUUGUUCAUUAUGCGUUUUUAGAAAUAUUGCUUACAUGUUGUUUUCUGUUGCAAAUGUCCAAAUCGGUUUCUUCGAGGCCCAGCAAUUGUGCAAAACAUACGCACCUCUGAUAUCUUUUGGUGUUUUUUUUUCCACAGAAGUUAGGAAAGCUACUGUUUAAAGUGCAAAAUGGGAGAGGUUGGUAAAAAGUCCAAAAAUGCACAACUUGAUAUUGUUUGGCGCAUCUGCAACGCUUGUAUGUCGCUAUUUUUCGGACUGGCAACGUACGUGCAGAUAAAUGAUCCAGAUGCAGGAUUGUGGAUGGUGGGUUAUGGAGUCCCCUCGCUGCUCUGUGCUCUGAUUGGCUGGUGGCCUCAGGUGACAGAGAGCGCCCCCUGGAGGACAGUGUCAGAUCUUCACAUUCUCCUGUCUUCUGCUGCGGUCUCGAUUCUAGGCUGGACACUGGUCAAAGAACAGGUCACUGCCAUCUUCCAGCGUGAGGAAGGAAGGGAGUUUUGUGGACUGCUGUUGACUGUGUUUUGGCUGCUCCUCUGCCGUCGCUCAGGGAGGUGUCCUGUGGGCGUCCUCCGUGUCUCCGCUGCUGCUGCCGUUGCUGUUUUCCCUUUUGUGUCCUGGGUUUAUUACUACGUGAACAAAGAGCUGAGAGCAGACUGGCCCUCGCACUGUAAAACCGCCAUUUAACACUCAUCAGUAGAGAC
Messenger RNA from Periophthalmus magnuspinnatus, 806 nucleotides. RefSeq names its product transmembrane protein 220 (gene tmem220). The coding region runs from base 277 to 789 and encodes 170 amino acids. NCBI's taxonomy places the organism in Eukaryota, Metazoa, Chordata, Actinopteri, Gobiiformes, Gobiidae. The transcript is spliced from 6 exons. The record is from RefSeq and is a predicted model, not a curated record.